AUGGGCGGCGGAGAUAAAGAAAUCCGCCACCAAGAGGCGGCGGCGCCGCAGCAGAUACCCAAAGGGUUUGUGGCGGUGAUAGUGGGCACAGGCGGCGGCGGAGAUGAGGAGGAGCAGCAGCGGAGGUUUGUGAUUCCAGUUACGUACUUGAACCAUCCUUUGUUCUUGCGUCUUCUCAAAGAAGCCGAAGAGGAGAACGGGUUCCAUCACGACGGCCCGCUUAGCAUUCCCUGUCCCGUCGAGGAGUUCCGCCGCGUCCAGGGUUUGAUCGAUAAAGAAACCGCCCGCCACCGCCACCACCUCGGCGGCAACCAUUCUUGGUGCUUCAAGAUCAGGGCUUAA
Molecule: messenger RNA, 342 nt
Organism: Ipomoea triloba (trilobed morning glory)
Lineage: Eukaryota; Viridiplantae; Streptophyta; Magnoliopsida; Solanales; Convolvulaceae
Product: auxin-responsive protein SAUR32-like
Exons: 1
Coding region: 1-342 (113 amino acids)
Biological process (GO): response to auxin
Source: RefSeq, a predicted model, not a curated record